UACUCCCUGAGUAAGAUGGCGCCGCUGGCGAGGGGGCGUCAGCGGGGCGAGGCGUGGCCGGGCGUGUGGCUCCGGGGCUGGGAGGAGGAGAGGCGGCGGCCGUGGGGAGUCAUGGCCGCGGAGCGAGGGGACGCGGUUCGAGCCCGGGCGCGGCUCGGUCUCAUCGCGGGGCACCUCAAGGCCCGGCCCGCGGGCUGCGCGGGAGCAACGCCCCAGCAAUGCGCCUCGGCGGAGGGAGACGCGGGCAGGACCAUACCAAUGCGCAGACAGGACCUGCUCAAGUGGAACGGAUGGGGGUACACCGACUCCAGAUUCAUCUUCAACAAGAAGGGGCAGGCAGAGUUCACGGGGAAGAGGUACCGGGUGAGCGGCCUGGUGUUGCCGGCGCUCCGGGAAUGGAUGGAGCAGACGUUCGGCGCCAGCGUUGAGCACCACAGCGAUGCGCGGACGUCGGUGAACGUGGAGGCGGUGCCGCCGCCGGUGCGGAACGAGGCGUUCGUGCGCGACCUCCAGCGAGCGGCGGUGCCGAUGUCCGAGGACCCCGAGGACCGGCUGUUCCGAGCGCACGGUCACUGCCUGCAUGAGAUCUUCGCUCUGCGGGAGGGCAGGCUGGAGCGAGUUCCCGACCUCGUUGUGUGGCCCGGCAGCCAUGAAGACGUGGUGCGGAUCGUGGAGCUGGCUGUGCAGCACAACGUCUGCAUCAUCCCGUACGGCGGCGGCACCAGCGUGUCCAGCGCCCUCGAGUGUCCCAGUGACGAGACGCGCACCAUCGUCUCCGUCGACACGUCUCAGAUGAACCGCAUCCUGUGGAUCGACGAGACGAAUCUGACGGCACGGAUCCAGGCGGGGAUCAUCGGGCAGGACCUGGAGAGAGAGCUGGGCGAGCGAGGCUACUGCACGGGCCACGAGCCUGACUCCAUGGAGUUCAGCUCACUGGGUGGGUGGGUGGCGACGCGCGCCUCCGGCAUGAAGAAGAACGUCUACGGCAACAUCGAGGACAUGCUGGUGCAUGUGAAGGUGGUGACACCACGCGGCGUGGUGGAGAAGAGCUGCCAGGGCCCACGCACCUCCACGGGCCCCGACGUUCACCACUUCAUCAUGGGCUCCGAGGGAACCCUGGGGUUGGUGACCGAGGUCACCAUGAAGAUCCGGCCACUACCCCAGUCCCAGAAGUACGGCUCCGUGGUUUUCCCGUCGUUUGAGCAGGGUGUGGCCUGCCUGCGUGAGGUCGCUCGCCAGAGAUGUGCGCCGGCCUCCAUCCGCCUCGUCGACAACUCACAGUUUCAGUUUGGGCACGCGCUCAAACCGCAGGUCUCGUCAAUCUUCACAUCGUUCCUGGACGGCCUCAAGAAAUUCUACAUCACCAAGUUCAAGGGCUUCGACCCGCAGCACCUGUGCGUGGCGACGCUGCUGUUCGAGGGCGACCGGGAUGCCGUGCUGCAGCAGGAGAAACACGUGUACGACAUCGCCGCCAAGUUCGGGGGCCUGGCGGCAGGCGAGGAUAACGGGCAGCGCGGGUACCUCCUCACCUUCAUCAUCGCUUACCUGCGCGACCUGGGCAUGGACUACUACAUCAUCGCGGAGUCGUUUGAGACAUCUGUGCCCUGGGACAGAGUCCUGGAUCUGUGCCGGAACGUGAAGGAGUGUCUCAUCCGCGAGAGCAAAGAGCGAGGGGUGCAGUUCCCGGCGUUCGCCUCGUGCAGGGUGACGCAAACGUACGACGCCGGCGCCUGCGUUUACUUCUACUUCGCCUUCAACUACCGCGGGCUUGGCGACCCCGUGCACGUGUACGAGCAGAUCGAGAGCGCAGCACGGGAAGAGAUCUUGGCGAACGGGGGCAGCCUCUCUCACCACCACGGCGUGGGGAAGUUGCGCAAGCGCUGGCUGCCCUCAGCCGUGUCGGACGUCGGAGUGGGAAUGCUCCGUGCCGUCAAGGACUACGUGGACCCCAAGAACAUCUUCGGCAACAAGAAUCUGCUCUGAGGACCCAUCCCACGGGGGCGGGGGGGCAGGAGGAGUUUGGCAGGAAGGGGGGGGGGGUGUGGUGGAGGGGGGCGGGUACGGAGGACAGUAGCUGGCAGAGAGGGCAACCCAUUUCCACGGAUAAACCCAACCGACCAUCAAAUACAUGCACUUGGAGCCGUGUAACAGGCCAGUCGCCAGAUGGUGCCACUCAACACUUGAUGGGAACACCCACCACCAGAUGGGCACUCACCAUAUAGGGCCACCCCCAAGAUGGGCCAUUCGUCAGAUGCGUGGAAUGGCCGAAGUGGUGAGCCGCCGUGGCAUUGGCGGAGCCUGGGUUUGAUUUUCUGGCCCUGUCCCACACGGCACUUAAUCCGCUCGCUCGGCGCGCUUUGGAUUUGCAUUGAGUUGGCUUUUACUUUCAUGCUUUAGCUUAGAGGUGAAUGGUUGGCUUUUGCCGGGAACGGUUUCUGCAGGGUUUCCGGUGUGCUGGAGAAAAUUAUUGCCUGUGUGUGUGUGCGCGUGUUUGUGUGUGCGUGCACUGGUGAGAAAUGUGGUCAGGUUGUGGUUGCCACACCCCACCCCCCACCCCUUUGUGUGCCGUGCCCAUGUGCACAGGUGCUCGCUGACAGCACUUGCCCCAACAGCCUGUGCAGCUAUACGGGGGAGCUUUGUGUGUGUGUGCUGGCCGGUGUGCUUGGGACUUCAUGCUUAAGAUGACACUAAACUCUAGGCAUGUAUCGAUUCAUCGAUUGAAAUCUAUUAUUGCACUCAUACAUGUAUGGAAUUGUGUGCGUAACUAUCGGUCAUUUACGAUUUAUGCAAAUUAUAUGCAAACGAUACGAAAAAGUUGCAUUUGGACUAGUGGGGCGAACAAAACUGUACAAACAAAACUUUACGAACGAGACUGAAAGAAAUGAGGCAAUAUAAAUAGAUGCAAAAACCAGAUGAGGUGAAUUGAUUACUCAAUCGAAUCGACAUCAAUUCGUGGCAGCUCAAUUGCUGGAGUGGAGAGGUGAUUCCUUACAUGCCUAGCUUACAGUGUGCGAGCGAGCGUACAUGUGUGCGUACAUGAAUGUGUGUGAGCAUACUCACGACUCGUGCGCGUGUGAAGUUGUGUAUUGGUGGGUGCUUUUUGUGUGUUCACGUAAUAAGUGUGUGCAUAUAUGACUGGGUGCAUGUGUGUGUGUUGGUGGUUAUGAAUGUGUGUAUGGGUGGACUUUGAGGCUUGAGGUGACACUGAACAGUCGGGGAUUAACAAUGUACCUCUCCUGGAAAUCUGGUGAAUUGUCACGAUUAAGGGUAGCGAUUCGAUUACAGAAUCAAUAUUUUUUUUACACAUUGCCGUGAAUGUAGCAGCCUCGAGUGGAUGCUAAUACCCAUUUCAAAACCUGACGAAUCAAAAACAUUGUUUCUUGCCAUGAUUUGACGAACGCGUCUUCAUCUUAAGAAUCUCAUAUCGAUAAUCGAUUAAUCUGUCCAUCAUCAUUUACACCCCUACUUGACGGCAAAGCUUUAGCUGAGAGAAUUCAGUGAAGAUCGGAAUAUACAGAGUGCUCUGCAUCGUUGCAGAAAGCGGGUGGGAGGGGCGUUUGUGUUCGAUAUGACACGUUAGCGUCGAAGCAUUUCAUUUCGAGAGAAGACUCCACCCAGAGACCCAAGCAGCUCUUCUAUCGUAGCACCACACCUCGGCUGCGUACCCCGGGGACUCGCACGUGAGUUUUAAGGUUCAGUGUGAGAAAAACGAUUUUCAUUUACUUUCUCGAGCACCGCCAAUGCUGUCCAGUGCCCUCACUGACGUGAGCUGCCGUCCAUUUUAUUUUAUAUGUCACUGCAAGUGUCACUAACGGUGCGUGCCACAAAGCCACUUGAAAGUCUUUUAACUCAUUCCUGAAACUUCCUGGGACAGCCGAGGUGGGAAUCCACAAGGGCUUUUCGAGGUGGCUGGGUGGCUCGGAGAUCCGAGUGCUGAGCUAGCACCGCUGAGAUGCAUUUGAAUCCAUGCAGCUGCUGCUGCCUGUCGUUAAACCGGGUUCUCGACUGCAGUGAGUUGAAUGGCCUCAGCCCGGUCACCAAUGACUACGCAAAUAACCCCGUUACUUAUAUGGUUCUAGUCAACUGUGUUAAAUUUCAGCUUGGAGCGCCACAAUAUUAAGGUUCAUACUUUUUGUUUUUUUCGGUAAAGUCACAGGUAAAACAAAAUUAAAAUAAAAGAAAACUAAAUCAAAUCACGACGUUUCGGAGGCAACACAAGCUUCCGUCUUCAGGUGGAACAGUCACAGCAAGA
Petromyzon marinus (sea lamprey) is the source of this 4252-nucleotide messenger RNA. RefSeq names its product alkylglycerone phosphate synthase (gene AGPS). Gene Ontology annotation, cellular component: peroxisome. The record is from RefSeq and is a predicted model, not a curated record. Gene Ontology annotation, molecular function: FAD binding; alkylglycerone-phosphate synthase activity. NCBI's taxonomy places the organism in Eukaryota, Metazoa, Chordata, Hyperoartia, Petromyzontiformes, Petromyzontidae. Gene Ontology annotation, biological process: lipid biosynthetic process.